Molecule: messenger RNA, 831 nt
Organism: Effrenium voratum
Lineage: Eukaryota; Dinophyceae; Suessiales; Symbiodiniaceae
Source: the annotation of a GenBank genome assembly
AUGAACGAUUUUCUGGUUGCCGCCCUUUAUCUCUUCACGCCUCUCGAUGACUUUGAGGAGAUGCGCGAUCCUCUCAAGGCCUUUUGCGUUGAACACGACGUGCGCGGCAGCCUGCUGCUUGCCGCCGAAGGCAUCAACGGAACGAUUUGCGGCCCGGAAUCCGGAGUUCAGGCCGUGCUUGCGCACUUGCGCGCCGACCCGCGUCUGGAAGGGCUGAAACACAAGGAAGCCUGGACGCAUCGCCACAUUUUCAAAAGGAUGAAGGUGCGUCUGAAGCAGGAGAUCGUGCGUCUGGCAGUCGACGGUAUCGAUCCGAAUGAAAUCGUCGGUGAAUAUGUCAAACCGGAAGACUGGAACGACCUGAUUUCGGAGCCUGAUGUUGUCGUCAUCGAUACCCGGAAUGACUAUGAAUUCGCAUUUGGAACAUUCGAGAAUGCGCUCAAUCCGGAAACACAGUCCUUUCGCGAGUUUCCCGACUGGGUGCACGAGCAGGAGAACCUGAAGAAAAAACCGAAAGUCGCCAUGUUCUGUACCGGCGGCAUCCGCUGUGAGAAGGCGACUGCCUGGAUGCUGAAGAACGGUUUUGACGAGGUCUAUCAUCUGGAAGGUGGCAUAUUGAACUACCUGGAAAAGGUGCCGGAAGACCAGAGCCUGUGGAAGGGCGAAUGUUUUGUGUUUGAUGACCGGGUUUCCGUCGAUCAUCAACUGCAGCCGCGUUGGGGCGAAUGGGUGCCGGAAGAGGCCCGCCACAUCAUCAACGAGGAUACGGAUUACGAGACGGGCACCAGGGAGCAGGCUGUCGCCGAAGAACUGAAAACGGCAACUUCUUAA